Hyla sarda is the source of this 443-nucleotide messenger RNA. Its product is annotated as histone H4-like. Gene Ontology annotation, molecular function: protein heterodimerization activity; structural constituent of chromatin; DNA binding. Gene Ontology annotation, cellular component: nucleosome. Bases 27 to 443 code for a protein of 138 amino acids. Lineage: Eukaryota; Metazoa; Chordata; Amphibia; Anura; Hylidae. Gene Ontology annotation, biological process: nucleosome assembly. The transcript has a single exon. The record is from RefSeq and is a predicted model, not a curated record.
AAUUUGGUUAAAAGAAACGCCCCCGGAUGAUGUCAUAUUUGUUACAGUUCUCUGUCUGGUCCGCUCCUGUGCUAUAUAAUCAGGACUCGGCCGCACUCAGUAUUCUGCAGUCUACUCGCUACAUAGAGAAGAUGUCUGGACGCGGUAAAGGAGGGAAAGGUCUCGGUAAGGGCGGAGCCAAGCGGCACAGGAAGGUGCUCCGGGAUAACAUCCAGGGCAUCACCAAGCCUGCUAUCCGCCGUCUAGCUCGCAGGGGAGGCGUGAAGCGCAUCUCCGGCCUCAUCUAUGAAGAGACUCGCGGUGUCCUGAAGGUUUUCCUGGAGAACGUCAUCCGUGACGCCGUCACCUACACCGAGCACGCCAAGAGGAAGACCGUCACCGCUAUGGACGUGGUGUACGCCCUCAAGCGCCAGGGCCGCACUCUCUACGGCUUCGGAGGUUAA